AUGCUGAGAAUCGCUGCAAGCGCAAAGAGACUUCUUCAUACGCCGUCGUUGGAGGCGCAACCGUUGGGGUUUAGGGUUCUGCCGCGGCUCUACCACGAGAGGGUGGUGGACCACUACGACAACCCCCGCAAUGUCGGAUCCUUCGACAAGAACGACCCCACCGUGGGAACGGGUCUUGUUGGAGCACCCGCGUGUGGCGACGUAAUGAAACUCCAAAUUAAGGUUGACGAGAAAACUGGAAAGAUCGUCGAUGCUCGCUUCAAAACCUUCGGUUGUGGAUCCGCCAUCGCUUCUUCCUCCGUCGCUACUGAAUGGGUGAAGGGAAAGCAAAUGGAGGAAGUUUUGUCGAUUAAAAACACUGAAAUUGCAAAGCAUCUUUCACUUCCACCCGUCAAGCUUCAUUGCAGCAUGCUUGCAGAGGAUGCUAUAAAAGCAGCUGUAAAAGAUUAUGAAGCAAAACGCGCCUCAGCAACUGCUGAUGGACAUGGAACAACCGGAGAGAAAGCUGCCACUGCUUGA
Messenger RNA from Sphenostylis stenocarpa, 519 nucleotides. The record is from the annotation of a GenBank genome assembly. NCBI's taxonomy places the organism in Eukaryota, Viridiplantae, Streptophyta, Magnoliopsida, Fabales, Fabaceae.